Penicillium atrosanguineum is the source of this 561-nucleotide messenger RNA. RefSeq lists its product as uncharacterized. The record is from RefSeq and is a predicted model, not a curated record. The coding region runs from base 1 to 561 and encodes 186 amino acids. NCBI's taxonomy places the organism in Eukaryota, Fungi, Ascomycota, Eurotiomycetes, Eurotiales, Aspergillaceae. The transcript has a single exon.
AUGGUUUCCGGGAAGAAACAGCCAGAUGUUGAUGAGGUCACCGCAUUUCUCCAAGCCAAUGCGCCGCUACAGGAACUGGUGAACUACACCCUCACACAUCGUGCUCGACUUGGGCGCCCGGUCGUCAGCUAUGACGCCUCUGCACUGGCCCUGAGCUUCCUUCCUGUCUUCGAAGACGCAGGGAAGAUGAAUGAGGCUGUAAAUGACAGCUAUUCUUACCACCACCUGCGCAGAGACCUCUACGACCGGGUCACUCAAUCUGGUUGCCAGAUUGGGGCCCGGUAUUGUGUGCCCUCGGCGCAUAUUACAAUUGCACGCUUGGUCAUUCCUGUUGGAUCUACACAUGAAGAAGAGCUAGCCGCUCUUGAAGGGAAUGUAGUCAAGCUUGUUGAGAGACUCGAGGACAUCAACCAGGAAUUGCGAUCAAAUGACUGGAAACGAUUUGGGCAUCCCUCACGAGGCGAGUGGACUGUUGGGCAAGAACAAGGCCUGGAACUUAACAAAGGCGUAGCAUGGUAUGGAACGGGAGAAAAGGUCCUGAUCGGCCAGGGAUUUCCAUAG